AUGGAAGAUCCUCCGUUGGCGUCGCUUUCUUUGACCCAUGUCCACUAUGUGAGAUGCCGCAUGCUCCUAUCCGGUCCACACAAAGCAGCUAAUCCUCCGUCUCAGAAUCCCAAUGACCCAAUCGCACACGCCUGCGCCUUUCUGGCCCUCGUACCUCAAGCUCUGUGUAUCACGUAUGCCACUCUGAUAUGGAGCACCCGCGAGGCAGAGGUCGGCCUCAUGUUUGCAGGUCAAUUGGCCUGUGAAGCUCUUAAUUGGCUCCUCAAGCGCACCAUCCGAGAAGAGAGACCGAGUCGUACGCAUUCUCACCCUCUUCAGCAGCCAAUCUUUUCACUCACUCUUCUUCAGGUNCUGACUGGCAAGGGCUACGGUAUGCCCUCAUCGCACGCUCAGUUCGUCUCGUACUUCGCCGUCUCCUUGACCCUGUUUCUCCUGUUGCGACACAACCCUCACGCUCCCAAUACCUCGACCACCCACAUCCCAACUUCUACAUUCGAGAGACUCGCCUUGUCCGUCUUGGUCAUCGCCGGUGCUGCUGCCGUCGCCCAGAGCAGGAUAUACCUCAACUACCACACCGAGAGACAGAUCCUGGUCGGCUGUAUCAUAGGCGCUGUUUUUGCCGUCUUCUGGUAUCUUGUAACAGCAUACUUGCGCCGCUCAGGCUGGCUGGACUGGGUGCUCGACACUUCAAUCGCCAAGUUCUUCCGACUCCGAGACCUGGUCGUCACCGAGGACCUGGUUGACGCUGGCUGGGAGAGGUGGCAGCAGCGUAGAAGCAAGAGAAGCGAGCAGAAAUCUAGAUAA
This is a messenger RNA of Aureobasidium vineae, 804 nucleotides long. Lineage: Eukaryota; Fungi; Ascomycota; Dothideomycetes; Dothideales; Saccotheciaceae. The record is from the annotation of a GenBank genome assembly.